Astrephomene gubernaculifera is the source of this 506-nucleotide messenger RNA. Lineage: Eukaryota; Viridiplantae; Chlorophyta; Chlorophyceae; Chlamydomonadales; Astrephomenaceae. The record is from the annotation of a GenBank genome assembly.
UUGCAAUAUCAUAGCUCCGCAACUAGUGUUCCACAUAAUGUGAGCGCAUCGCCGUAUGUGACCUUAGCUUACCCGCUACUGUAGCUUGUUAAAGUAAACCCCAACUCCUUAAGCACAGGGCGAAACUUAUACAAUAUCAUGACUACCAAGGAUGCCGAUGCUCCCGCCGGCGCAUCCAAACGUCCAACUGCUUCCUCCAUAGCUAAGCCCACCGCAGCACCCAGGGCAGCAGCGAGUCCCUCCCGCGCCCGUGCAGCAGCCAGCCCCUCCCGCGGUGCUGCCCGCCCCACCGCAUCCGCCACCGUCAAGCCCGGCGCAGCAGCCAAGGCCCCAGUGGCCGUGAAGCCGACAGCAGCACCAGGCAGCAGCAGCAGCAGCAGCAGCAGCAGCAGCAAGCCAGCAGGUACUGCCGUUAAACCAAGCGGAACUGGCGCGGGGCCGGCGGCGGGCAAGGCAGUGGCUAGCAGCAAAGCAACGACGGCGAGCGGCAGCAGCGCCAGCAAGGU